Messenger RNA from Caretta caretta (loggerhead turtle), 5335 nucleotides. RefSeq names its product nudix hydrolase 13 (gene NUDT13). The record is from RefSeq and is a predicted model, not a curated record. NCBI's taxonomy places the organism in Eukaryota, Metazoa, Chordata, Testudines, Cheloniidae. Gene Ontology annotation, molecular function: hydrolase activity; metal ion binding.
CUGUGGGUCAGCGUGUGGCUUUUACGAAGCACUUCCGGCUCUCCGAGGUAGCAUUCCUUCUGCACUGACUACAAGGCAACUUCUCUCAGGUUCUGAUGAGAGCUAUGAUUUAUCAAGGUGUAUACAGAAGAACUUCCUCUCUGUGGUGCAGGUUACAUUCUACCUAUGUUAGAAAAAUGCGAUACUUGUUUGAGCUAAAGGAAGAUGAUGGCAUUUGUAGGAAAGCCCAGAACUCAGGAACAUUCUACCUCUUUCACAAUCUCUCUCCAUUCCUUAAGAAAGUUGGGAGCAAGUACUUGGCACCACAGAUAAGUGUAGCAGAAAUGAAAAGCAUGCUGGGGAAGUUCAAACAGAAUGAACAGAUGAUAGAGGACUCAGUGCUGAUUGGCUGUUCAGAUGAAUGCAUGGCAUACUUUGCCCUGGAUCUAGGAUCCUUGGAGAAAUCUGUCAUUGAAUCUGAAUUGAAGGGGUCAUUUACUGAGUUACGGAAGGCUUUCUUUCAACUAGAUGGGAAAGAUGCACCCUUGUUGUCCUCGGCUCAGGCCCUUCUUCGUUGGCAUGACACCCAUCAGUACUGUAGCAAAACUGGGCAGCCUACCCAGAAGAACCUAGCUGGCAGCAAGCGUGUUUGCCGUACCAAUGGAAUAAUUUAUUACCCACAGAUGUCCCCAGUGGUUAUCACUUUGGUGUCUGAUGGGAGCCGGUGCCUUCUUGCCCGACAGGCGUCAUUCCCAAAGGGGAUGUACAGUGCUCUGGCAGGCUUCUGUGAUGUGGGUGAGACUCUGGAGGAGACAGUCCGACGGGAGGUGGCAGAAGAGGUGGGAUUGGAGGUGGAGUCUCUGUGGUAUUCUGCUUCUCAGCACUGGCCCUUUCCCAACAGCUCCCUAAUGAUAGCUUGUCAUGCCAUGGUGCAGCCACAACAGACCAAGAUCAGCGUGAACAAACUGGAGUUGGAAGCAGCCGGCUGGUUCAGCCUGGAGGAGAUAAUGGAAGCAUUCGGACGGGAGCCUAAGCCUUUGAAACAGGAGGAUGGCAGCUUUUCACUUUGUCUGCCACCCAAGUGGGCCAUAGCCCACCAACUGAUUCAGGAGUGGAUUAAGCUGCAGGCUUCCACGCCUGCUUAGGCACAGUCUAUCAAGCCUUUAUUUUAGCAGGAAAAACAAGUGAGGACAAGUUCUCACAGUGGUGACCCAGCCAGAAUGGCUCAUAAACUAUCUUAUAUUCAGGUACACCUGGGGCACAGACGCAUAUUUGGAUAAGCCCCAGCAACUCUGAUACACAAAGAGUCAUCAAUUAGACACAAUACCAUAAGUUCCAGUAAAUCUAAAAAAACCCCAAAAGCCCAAACCAGCGUGUCAUCAAACCAGCUACAAGCCUGCAUGAUAGACAUCAGAAUGGUCAAGCCCUACCACGUUUUUCCUCGAGUCCUCUUGGAAUAAAGGAUUCCAUUCAUUUUCCUCUGUUUUACCCCUUAGACAUCUCUGAUGUCACACAAUAGAGCCUCACUCUUUUUGACAGAGGACUAGGUAGGAUUCCAUUUAGGGCCUGUCAGUGUUGGUCCUAGUGCUGCUCUUGCAUGUUUUGAUGAAGUAUGGGAAUAGUGGGAGUGCAAAUUUCAUUAAGUUCCCUCCUUCUAUUGCUCCCCUGCCCCAUCAAGUCUCCCAUUAUGCUCAUCUUCAUACAAAAAUACCCUUGAUUUCCUUUGCUGCUACAUUUGUUCAUAUUGGACUUAGCAGCAAAAAGUAUUACAAGGCCCUCCCUCAGUGCCGAGCACAUUGCCUCUACAGCGUUUCAUCCCCAGGGAGCAAGAUUUGAUGAUAAACAGCAGAGGAACAAAACCUGUAUAAAGCUUUAACUUGCUUGAUAUUCUGGAAGAGCCUCCAUGACUCAAGGGUAAUAGAAAUCACUGAGAGCCUUAGGAACUACAUUUCCGUCUCAGUUCACGGGGUAUCACUCUUAACUCCAUGCAUUGCUUAACUACGGAGCAUUUCUGUGGAGCAGAGAGUCCAGUCACAAGGUUCACGGGUUUGGCUAGAUACGUGCUCCCCUUGUACUGGUGGAAUAGCAGGUUAUCACCCUCUGGGAGACCCACUGAAGCAUAGCCUUGGGCAGGCAGAGACUAAUAGCCUAAUAAUGGAGUUACCUGGAUUUCCGAUUUGCUGGUAAUUAAACUGGAAGAAUUCAGGGUGGCUUCACCUUCUGCUUACUUGGUUGAGUUCUUGGGAAAAUGCACAGAUGCCCACAGUUCCAAGGCUAUUAGUAUGGACAUCUGGAGGGAGAAGUGCAUUUUUAAUUCUCACCAAUUGAUCCUGCUCCUGGCCAAACACUGCUAGCUACACAUUUUCUAUAGUCACGCAUUGUUGUGUUGUAACAGUCUGGCAUCCAGCUUUUUUUAAAAUGUAAUUUACUAUAGCUCUGCUGGUUUGUUCUCCAUUCUUCCCCUGCAUGUGUGGUGUCUGGGUUCCCUCUUCCUGGCUCUUACUCUCAUCAUCCUUUCUUUCCCUUGCUGGAAUACAGGGGAAUUAGGAAUGAGGUAGAGAAUGGGUGUAGAUCAGUCUUGUCUUCUUAUUUCCAUUUUCUAUUGUUUUCUAGCCUGCCUCUGGAACCUGUUUUUCUCAUGUGCACAGAACUCUACUUCGGUGCAUCAACUUCUUGAUGCCUCCUCCAACACCUCUCUCUCUCUCCCCCCCGCACCCCCCCCCCCAUCCACUCAAACCAUGACUACUGAUUACGGAGAGGCAGAGGAAAGUGUGAGUAGCUCAGGGCAGCCCAAGGCAACGACAAGAAGAAAAGGAGUGGCUCAGACAGAUGAGAUGAGAAACUCAUAAUUGCAGUGUAGUCCACAUGUCAAAACUCAAAAGGAAAAACAUGUUUUGGUAUGUCAAAGAAAUGUGGAAGUAUUUUGCAACUUCUGCAGCCUGUGGGGAUUUAUUUUUAGGACAAAACAGGGUGUGUACCUCUUCGCAAUCUUUCUCCAAGUUUUAUAAAUAUACAAUAUAUAUUUACCAUGUAUGUUUGUCAUUAAGCCCUAGAAUGGUCUGCUAGAGACAUAUGCCUAUCUUAAGAGGCCUCACACCCAGUAUACUCUAAAAGUACUGAGAAUGCAUCUGUGUUGUGCUCUGUUCAGCUUUUACAAUACUUCCAAAUGAAUUUUAAUUAGAAGAGCAUAAACACGCAAAGUCCAUUUUUCAAAGUCACUAAAGAAUGUUUACAUUUACACAAAUGCCACAGCAAUUUUUAGCUUCCCACAGCUCUACACCUUGCUGCCUCUCAGCCUUUUCAACUUUUGUCUCUUCUACUCUGCUACCAAGGACUAUUUAGUGGGACUUCAUUUGGGUGCUGGGUGACCACCAAACACAGCAAGCUAAAAAUCAGCACUGCUUCCUCCACCCUUCUGACAAAGGUGAGGGGGGAAGCUGCUAUCCUGCCCCAUCUCCAUAGUGUUUGAUGCUAAAGUUGCUCUGUGCUCCCAAGAGUUCAGGAUGCUCCUCUCUAGCCAGCUGGCCUUUCAGCUCCAGUUGGGAUUCCUGUAGUACAGGCCUCCCCUUCUGAAAUCUUGACUUCAGCCACAUAUUUAUCACUCUGAAGGCAUUUGACUACCUGGAUUUUUUUGCUCUCUGCCAGCCCAAAGCCUAAAGAAAAAAAAAAAAAGCUUUCUUGAUUUUCAAAAAGGGAGACUCGGGCAAGCCCCACUCCAGCCACAGAGGAUUCACACUUGAUCUAAAAGUACUGAUGAUGCAGUGUGACUUGAGAGAAACUGCAUGCACAGACAAGUAGAUAAAGCCUUAAGAAAGAGAGGCUCAUUUUCCCUUCCAUUGCUGCAAGAGAUCCCACAUUUGUUCCCAGUGAGUUAGGUGGUAAUUUAAUUUCCUAAUAGCUGAAUCACUUAAUUAUUAUCCAAGAUUAGACACCUUCAUAGGAAUUAGAAUACUGUAGGCUGGUUAUGAUCCUGCUAGAGUGUGUGCUGCAUCAAGAGGAAUGAAGAUACAUUAUUUAUCUUCCUGCCUAAAAUAGCAAGCUUGCAGCUAAUUAAUCCAUUCAUGCUAGGCUCUGUCCCAGGCUUCAGGCCACAAGUAGAAAAAAGUUAAAUUGUCAGAAGUUCUACAUAAACGCUUCCGCAACAGAAGCGGAUACUCACCUGAACCAGGGAAUUUUAUCACAUACAAAUGCAGGUCUAGUAAAACAAGAUUAGGUUUUGCUGGAAACUUUGACAGCAAAAGUUAAGAAACACUGUUCCUACUCCCUUGAUUACCAUACUGGGAUACCAUCAGACUUCACUCACUAUAAAAACCCUAUUAUAAUUAAAAGCAAAAAUGUUUUAGUACAUUCUUCAAAACAGUCAAAAAGGCAAGACGGCAAUGUUUAUUAUAGCAUGUAACUAUUUUUAUAUGCUGAAUUCUAAUGUGGGUAUUUGUACAACACCCUGAGAUAAGUUGAUAAAUAUAAAUGGUUGGAAUAAAUAAAAUUCUUAAUAAUAGGGAUUUAACUAAGACAGAUAUAAUCAAGACAAAAAUCAGCAGUAGGAGAAUAGAAGAAAUUGCUGCUGUUUUGCUGUUUUACGCAUUAAUAAUUUAGGAUAUUUUUCACCUUGUACCUAUACAGAUGGUCAAAUUCUGGCACUUGCAGUAUCUUAUCAGAGAUCCAUAAAACUUUACAAAUGUGAGCAAACUAUUCAUUUUACAAAUGGGGAAACAGACACAGGCCAAGGUGUCUCAGCAAGGUUGUGGCAGAGCCUCAGCCAGUGACUUCCCUGGAAGUACGACAAUUUAAACCGUUUAAAGAUUUCCCUUCCUAACUUUCAACUCACCUGGUCUGGAAACUGGACAGUGUUUCCUCCCUUAUAAAAGAUCUAAUAAGCCUCCUACUGGUGGUGACUGGAAUACUGGUGUGACAUUCAACAUCAGCAGUACAAGAAACUAGUUGCUAAUCUCUUCUUUAGCGUCAAGAAAAUGGCAGAAUUUUUGUACAAAAAUUUUAAAAUAAAAAUCUAGUUGCAAUUUCAAGUGACUAAACCUAUGUUCCGAUUUUCAGAUGUAUUUAAGAACAGUACUUAGAAAAUCAGUUUUGCCUUCACUUGCCUGCUAGGACCAGUAUUGAGGCUUCUGCUUCCUUGAGAGUUUGACCGUACUAAUCUCCAAAGCAAAAUAUGGAGCUUUUCCUACACUUAAGGUGCCUGAUGUUAAUAGGUAAGGAAACUGCACAGAAAUCUGAAUCAGUCUUGGCAAGUAAGUGAAGGAGGAACCUUUUAUAUAUUUAUUUGAAAUAUUAACUAGAGGAAUAAGACAGUCUUCAUAUGGGUAACUUAAAUGGUUUGCUAGAUAGCUUUAACUGAUGU